Messenger RNA from Phycomyces blakesleeanus NRRL 1555(-), 729 nucleotides. RefSeq names its product C2H2-type zinc finger transcription factor. The record is from RefSeq and is a predicted model, not a curated record. The transcript has a single exon. Lineage: Eukaryota; Fungi; Mucoromycota; Mucoromycetes; Mucorales; Phycomycetaceae. Bases 1 to 729 code for a protein of 242 amino acids.
AUGAACAGAGUAACAAAAAAACUUGCCCCAGGAAGAGUAUCAGUACCUACUCUGAGAAUUCUGGGCCAACUCAACUUCAGUCUUGUUGACAUUGGCAAGUCUUGCUCACUUUGUGAGAAGACCUUUAAAGAUCACUGGAAUCUUAAAAGACAUUUGCAAAGAUGCCAUGACAUAACGGAAACGGUUGCAGAUGAUAUGAGCAAUGUCCAGGAGACCGAAUAUCAAGAUAUACAGACAAGCGACAACCCAAAAAAUCCGCUUACACCAAGUGAAAGUGUGGAAGAGGAAUCAGACGUUGAUAAUGAAUACUACAACAGUAUCUUAAAUUAUGACGAGUGUGAAGAAAGUGAUGAUGGAAGUAGAUUUGACAAUAGUGAUUUUGAUGUUGAGAAAAACACAGAGCCAAACGCAGGCAUUCCUCUGUUUAAUUACAUCUUGAACAACAUGUCUGCUUUCGCCAAUAACAACGAAUCUUCAAUAGAUGAAGAGGAUGAAUUCCAGAGUGAAGUGUUUAACUCUACCACCUGGAACAGAUUUACACCAAAUACUCAUCCAUUUAAAGAUAUCCAGAUGAUGAUUUUGCUCACACUUGUCAAUAGUGAUAACGACAUGAUUUCUUAUAAAAUGUUAAAGAAGAUAUUAUUUACUAUCAAUCUUCUUCUAAAGAUUCACGAAGAAGCUAUUAGAAAAGACAUUUCUUUCAAGUUGCCCCGGUUAGAUGCACUCUAG